This is a messenger RNA of Clavispora lusitaniae ATCC 42720, 2124 nucleotides long. Its product is annotated as Acyl-CoA oxidase family protein. The record is from RefSeq and is a predicted model, not a curated record. Gene Ontology annotation, cellular component: peroxisome. NCBI's taxonomy places the organism in Eukaryota, Fungi, Ascomycota, Pichiomycetes, Serinales, Metschnikowiaceae. Gene Ontology annotation, molecular function: acyl-CoA oxidase activity; fatty acid binding; FAD binding. Gene Ontology annotation, biological process: lipid homeostasis; fatty acid beta-oxidation using acyl-CoA oxidase.
AUGAGUCUGAUUGCUUCAGUUAAAGGUACUGUUUCGUUCAGCCAAGGGCCGGAACCAAAGAACUUGAUCCAGCGUGAAAGAGAUGCCGCAACAUUCGACUUGAAUGAAAUGAACUACUUUUUAGAAGGUUCGAAAGAGCGUGCAAUGGAAACCCGCCUUUUCAUAUCUCAGUUCGAAAGAGACCCAGUCAUGGCUGCAAGUCCUAAAGAUUAUGAUGCCACUAAGGCUGAACAUCGGGCUAUCACUAUUCAGAAAAUCGACCGUCUCUCCCGCUACAUUGAGGUGGAAACUUUCGAUCGUCUUGAAAGACGGUUGUCCAUUGUAUCUGUGUUUGACCCUUCUUUCCACACAAGACUAGGGGUCCACUUGGGGUUGUUUCUCGGUUGUAUUAGAGGAAACGGUACAGCCGACCAAAUGCAAUACUGGUUAUUGAAGAAGGAAGCGGCAUAUGUGAAGAACUUGUAUGGAUGUUUUGGAAUGACUGAGUUGGCACACGGCUCAAAUGUUGCUGGUUUGGAGACCACUGCAACUUUCAACGAAGAGGAUGAUGAAUUCAUUAUCAACACUCCGCAUUUAGGUGCUACAAAGUGGUGGAUAGGCGGUGCUGCGCAUUCAGCCACACACUGCUGUGUUUAUGCUCGGUUGAUUGUCAAAGGAAAGGACUAUGGCGUCAAAACAUUUGUUGUUCCUUUAAGAGAUGCAGAUCAUAAUUUGAUGCCUGGAAUAACUAUUGGUGACAUUGGCGCCAAAAUGGGUAGAGACGGAAUUGACAAUGGAUGGAUCCAGUUCUCCAACGUCAAAAUCCCUCGUUUCUUCAUGUUGCAGAAAUACUGUAAAGUAUCCUCUGAUGGAGAAGUUACUGAGCCUCCUCUUAACCAAUUGUCUUACUCUGCUUUGUUGCUUGGUAGAGUCAUCAUGGUCAAAGAUGCUUUCAGAUGGUCUGCCCGUAUGGUGACCAUUGCACUCAGAUAUGCUGUUGGACGUACCCAGUUCAAAGCUGCUUUGGCGAAAGAAUCGGACCCGGAGUCCCAGUUAUUGAAUUACCCAUUGCAUCAACGCCGUUUGAUUCCAUUGUUGGCAUUAACGUAUGCUUUUUCCAACGGAGCCAAUGUUUUGCAGGAAACAUCGACUGCCACAAUGGAUGAAUUGGACGACGCUGUGUCUUCAGAAGAUAAACAAGCUUUAGAUGCAUCAGUCGAAAAGAUGAAAUCUCUCUUUAUUGCUUCGGGCUCUUUAAAGUCAACGUGUACUUGGUUGACUUUGAACACUAUUGACCAAUGCAGACAAGCCUGUGGUGGACAUGGUUACUCGGCUUAUUCCGGAUUUGGUAAAGCAUUCAACGACUUUGCAGUUCAAUGUACUUGGGAAGGAGACAACAACAUCCUAGGUAUGUCUGUGGGAAAGCAAUUGAUCAAGAAAUUUGCUGCUGUUAAGAAGGGAGAAAAGGCAACUGGAAUUUUGGAUUUUUUGGGAGGCUAUGAAAAAUUGGCAGGUACGAACCCUGUUUUGGAAGCCAAGGACUUGAAGGAACCAAAGAAAAUUUUGUUUGCGAUAGAAGUGGCUCUAGUAAGGGCAUGCAUCCGUGCUGACCAGAUUUUGGAAUCCAAGAAUGGAGAUACGGAUUUUAUUGGUGCCGAGCUUGUAACAUUGUCGAAGUUAUUGGCACAUUUCUUCCUAUUGAAAGCAUUCCUUGACAAGAUCGAAGCUACUAAAGACCAGCCAAAUUUGGUUGCAGUGUUGGAUCUUUUGGCUCAGUUAUACGGUGCUACUGUUAUUUUGGAAGGCUUUUCGGGUACUUUCCUUACCUUCUCUGUCACUACAACUGAGGCCAUCGCUCAUAAUUCGACUGAACAUAUUGCUGAAUUGUGUUCCAAGAUCAGGCCGCAUGUUAUACCUUUGACUGAUUCCUUCAUGAUGUCUGACAUGAUGAUCAACGCACCAAUUGGAUAUUAUGAUGGUAACAUCUACGAAAACUACAUGCGGACAGUACAAGAAAACAACCCUGCAAAGAACCACAAGGCGCCCUAUAGUGCUGCAUUGGAAGCAAUGUUGAACAGAUCAAGCUUGGCAGAAAGACAACGUUUUGAACGUGAGGAAGAGGCUGAAGAAAUUUUAUCCAAUUAG